Motacilla alba alba is the source of this 7454-nucleotide messenger RNA. It is a transcript of the gene CARMIL2, whose product is annotated as capping protein regulator and myosin 1 linker 2. Bases 1992 to 6737 code for a protein of 1581 amino acids. Gene Ontology annotation, biological process: cell migration; regulation of Arp2/3 complex-mediated actin nucleation. The transcript has 40 exons. Gene Ontology annotation, cellular component: lamellipodium; plasma membrane. The record is from RefSeq and is a predicted model, not a curated record. Gene Ontology annotation, molecular function: protein binding. NCBI's taxonomy places the organism in Eukaryota, Metazoa, Chordata, Aves, Passeriformes, Motacillidae.
CCUCUUGCAGGCUUCUGGUUUGCCCUCGGAGGAGCUGUUCUGGAGAGAUGCAGAUCAAUAUCGCAGCCUGCUGCCAGGGACACACAUCCAGGGCAGCGUCCAAAGCCUGAAUAUGGACAGAACAAUUGUGCUCAACCCAAGAGCUGUUAUCAGUGCUGGAAAAGCUGGGCUUUGGACUCUGAGUGGAAAGCCAGGGCUGGGAUGAAUCCAAGGAGCAUCACUGCCUCUGCCAGUGGCUUGGCCUGGCUGCCAUGCCUGGUGCUUGGGCUGCUGUCCUCUGCUGGACACAGAGGAGGCGUGUUGUUACAGACAUCCUGAUACGCCUGGGCUUGCACAGAGGCAGGGAACACCUGUGCACAUGGAUGUCUGUCCCACUCCUGGAGUACAUGUCCUGCUGCACUGCUGCUCAGAACGUUCCAGCAUGUGGGAACCAGUAUUUUGGGGAACAAGCUUUGGAUGCAGCUUCCUGGAGCUCCUCUGUGCUUCUAGUCUUCCAUAGCAGCCAUUCUGAUUGGUAAAAGGGGACAGCUGCUCCCUCUGUGUCUUGGAUACCCUUGCUUGCCAAAGCUGGGAGAUGGUGCCCUUUUGAGAGGUUCAGAUACCAAUAGCCUGGCCUUUUCUCAUCCUGGAAAAAACAUGGAUCCAGCCAGGACUGCUGACUGCACUGGGUGGUGAACGCCCUGUGCCCCUCAUCCUGCUGGUGCUCAUCCAUCUGCUGACAGCUCAGGAGGCUCGAGGAGGUGCCUUGGCAGAGGUUGGUCCUUGCCUUAGCCAUGUUCUCCCCAGUCACCUCCUUAAAAAGAGCUUGUGCUGUGGUUGGGCUCUGUGAAGAUGCCAUCCCUGCAGGGAGAGACUUCCUGCCUUCACCCUCACACAGAAGGUGGUUUCAGAAGCACUGUGGCCCUGAGUGGGAGGAGGGCAAACUCGCCCAUCCCUUCCAUGGACCACCUUCUCCCAAGUCAUUUGACCUCUGGGAAAGCUCAGUGAGCUCCUGGUUGGCAGAUUUCGGCCUGGAGCUUGGAAGUUCAUCAGAAAGGGGCAAUUUAGGGGAAGAAGGCAGCUGUCACCACCCAUCCCGGUGGGUGCUGGUCACAGGGACUCAGGCUGCUGGCUGAGAGCAGCUCUGCCUCUCCCUCAGCACCUUUCCUGAGUCUCUAAUGGCGCCAAGUUGAGCCAACAGUGGGAAAUCCUGAGUCCAGGGAAGCUCUGCAGCAUGUCGGAGGACACUGGAGCACUUCCUGGUGCAGAACCUUCCUGGAUGAGUGGAGUGGUUGAUGUGCUCAGUCCUGUUGCUCCAAGGAGGUCACCUGGCUUCUGCCUCUUGCCCUUGCUUUGGGACAGCAGUUUUGUCACUUUGGCAGAAGGCCUGGGGCGUUUCUGUUCUGGAAAAGCCCUUCCUUGAGCAUCCUGCCAUGGGCACCAGCAUCCAUCCUCCAGAGAGCAGUCUGCAGCGGGCACUGGCACCCAUCUCCAUCAGCUCCCCUUGCAGAUCCCCAGCGCAAGGUGAUGGAGCUGGGCUGGCUGCCCAGUGCUGGGAAGGGUAGACUUGCCCUUACCCCACGCACCGGCCAUCUUCCGGCAGAAACAUGUCCCCAUGAAGCACCUCAGGAGAUAGAGAGAGGUCAUGGAUCCUCCACCCUGCAAGGCUGGAGCUGUGGGGAGAUGCUCCUGCUUCGUGCCGGGAGGGGUGUCCUGCUCACGCCGGGGAAGCCACACGGCAGAAGAAGGGUGCUGGGUAGCGACUCCCUCUCCUCCCGGCGAGGCCGGUGGGCCGUGGGCACCGUCACUUUCAUUUCGCUUCUCUUGCUCAGGCGGUAAAUCUCGCCUGACGGGGCAGGAAGAGGCACCGGGAGGGGGAGGAGGCACCGAGGCGGCGGCGCUGCCGGUUGGUAACCUCAGCGCUUCCUCCCGGCACGGUGCCUUUCCCGCGGCGCCCGAGGAUGCUGCCCUGACACCCGCAUCCCCGGGCAGGUGACCCCGAGGUCCCAGGCAUGGCUGUGUCCCCCGGAGGGAUCCCCACUGAGCUGCAAGAGGGCAUCACCGCCUUCCUGGGGACAAAGAAGGUGCUCCUGGUGCUUAGCAUCCAGCUGCAGGUGAAAUCCAAGUAUGAUGACUUUAUCUUGGUCCUGACACCCUGGCGAGCCUAUGUGCUGCCUGUGAUGCUGCCAGUGAGGGUUCACAGCAGCUUCAGCUUCCUGGAGGUGAGGGAGAUGACAGUCCAAGAGCCCAGUGUGGUUGUCAUAGAAACAGAUGCAGCGUCUUACGCCUUCCGGUUCAUGUCCUUGGAUGAUUUGGAGCAAGUUGUUAUCCAUGUCACCAUGUCACUUAAGAAGGUCUUUCCAGACUCAUCCCUUGGGACCCUGCUCAAGAACUCCCCCCCCAGCCUGUAUGAGAGGAUCCAGCAGAUCACAGACUCACUGGAGGAAGUGCUGCAGAGCAGCCCUGGGCCUUGUGGGGGGUUUUCGGAGACCUACGCUGCUCUGUGUGAUUACAACGGCUUUGCCUUCCGCGAGGAGAUCCAGUGGGACGUGGACAACAUUUACCACAGCCAGGACUGCCGGGAAUUCAACCUGCUGGACUUCAGCCACCUGGAGAGCCGGGAUGUGGCACUGAGCGUUGCUGCCUUGUCCUUCAACCUGUGGUUCACCAAGCUCUCCUGCAAGGAUUUCAGGCUGAAUCAGGAGAUUUCAGAGCAGCUGCUCUACAUGCUCAGCAAGUCAGUGACACUGGAGGAGCUGGUGCUGGAGAACAGUGGGUUGAAAGCUGACUUUGUGCAGAGGAUGGCCCAGGCGCUCAGCAGCCAUCCCAACUCCGUCCUGCACACCAUCAACCUCUCUGGCAACCAGCUGGAAGAUAGAGGGGUCUCUGCCUUCAGCCGGCACGUGGAGAAGAGUUCCAAGGGUCUGCAGAGCCUCAGCUUGGCCAGGACAAUGCUCACAGCCAAAGGGAUGAGCACCUUGUGCAAGGCCCUCACAGAUAACAAAGCCAUUGGAUUCUCCCUGCGGCACCUGGACCUCUCUGGAAACCCUGGCGCCCUGGCUGGGGAUGACAUCAGUAACCUGCAGAGCCUCCUCCAGCAUUGCCACUCGCUCUCCCACCUUAGCCUGGCUGGCACAGACUGUCCUUUGGAUGCUCUCUUUGGAGCCCUGGUCCACGGAUCCCACACCAGCCUCAUCCACCUGGAUCUCUCCAAAAACGUGUACUCCCACAAGAGGGUGAAAACCAUCUCCCCUGACAUCAAGGAGUUUUUCAGCCAGGCCUGCUCCCUCAGCCAUGUCUCCCUGGCAGGUACCAAGCUGCCAGCCGAUGUCGUAAGGUGCGAUUGGGCUGCGGGAAUGGAUUUGGGGGCAUUGCUGCAAGGGCUGGCAGACAACAGUCACAUCAGUGACCUGCACCUGGAUCUUAGCAGCUGUGAGCUGAGAUCAGCGGGGGCCCAAGUCAUCCAGGACCUCAUCCCCGAUGCCGGCUCCAUCAGUCACCUGGACUUGUCUGACAAUGGCUUUGACCCCGACAUGGUGACCCUGGUGCUCUCCAUUGGCAGAAGCAAAUCCAUUAGGCACGUCUCCCUGGGCAAAAACUUCAACAUCAAAUCCAAGGAAGGUCUGUUGGAUGUCCUGCACCGCAUUGUCCAGCUCACCCAGGAGGAGGAUUGUCCCCUGCAGUCGCUGUCUGUGGCUGAAUCGCGCCUCAAGCUGGGAACCAACGUCCUGCUGAGUGCCCUGGGCAGUAACACCAGCCUCGUGUCCCUGGACAUCAGCGGCAACGCCAUGGGGGACACGGGGGCCAAGAUGCUCGCCAAGGCCCUGCAGAUAAACACCAAGCUCAGGACUGUGGUUUGGGACAGGAACAACACAACUGCCCAUGGGCUCCUAGAGGUGGCUCAAGCUUUGGAGAGGAAUUACACGCUCAAGUCGAUGCCGCUGCCGAUGAGCGACGUGGCGCAGGCCUACCGCAGCCACCCCGAGAGGACGGAGGAGGCCGUGCACAAGCUGCAGUCCUGCCUGACGAGAAACCAGCUGCGGCAAACGCUGCCGGCGCAGACCUUCCGGCUGCAGCAGGGCAUCCUCACCACCUCUUCUGAACAGAUGGUGAAUGAGAUCUGCCUGAGUGUGCAGAAGCAUGUCGACAUCCUGAGCACCUGCACGGGCAGGGAGGUGGAGAAGGACAUCCUCUGUGCCGAGGAGGCCAUCAGGAAUGCCAACCUCUCCGUCAGUAUCCUGCCCCUGUUGUAUGAGGCAGGAAACACCCCCUACCAGAAUGGCAAGCUGCAGCACAAGCUGGAGUGUCUCACAGAGGAAGCAUCACAGACCUGCAGCCGGGAAAUCCAGGCAAUCAUGCAGGCGGUGCUGGACACGGCACACGGCCUGUGCCCCGCUGUGGUGCAGAAGAGCGGGGUCAGGGACCAGCUGGUCAAUGCCAUGUCGGAGCGGGUCUGCCUCCAGGACCACCUCAGCCUCAGCGCUGUCCUGGACCAGAUGGUCACCGAUGUCUUCAGCAAGCUUAAUGAAAUCAAGCUGUCCGUCACUGCUGCUGUAGCUGACUGCAUCGUGGAUGCCGUGCUGGGAGACCUGACCAUCGCCCAGUGCAAACUGGCAGAGAGCCUCUCCAAGCAGGGGCUCGACCUCCUGGUGCCGCUGCCGGAGUCGGCUGAGGACGAUGCCACGGCGCUGGCGAGGGGCAGGAAUCCUCCAGACCUGGCCGCAGAGGAGUACAAGAUGGCCCUGCGGAGGAGAAACAAGCACUUCAGGAGCAUUCGGCCCACACCAACUGUGAGAACAUCAUCCCCUGCACGCAAACCUCCGGCGGCGGCGGCGGGAUCCAUCGCAGGCUGCGCCGCAGAGCCGCCACGCACGCUCCCGGCGGGCACGGCCGCGCUCCCGCCCCGCGGCGGAGCCGCUGCCCCGCUCGCUGCCCCUCCACGCGUGGGCGAAGGUGACGGCGUCCGUGAUGAUGGUGAUGAUGAUGAUGAUGAUGAUGAUGGGGAGGCCCGGCGAGGGCGGGUGUCAACAGGGACCCUCUCGCCUCUCGUAGGUGUCUCGGAGCUGGAGCCGGCAGCGGGUCGAGACGCCAGCGGGCUCCGAGCUCACCGGGCGCCGCCGUCACUCAGCCCCGCCGCGCCGCCGGCACGCCCUGCCUCCACAAAGGAUGCUGAGCCUGCGAGCGGCUCGCUCCCCGCCACGCAGCCUGCCAUCGCCACCGGAUUCCUUAUGGACCUGCCGACCGCCGGCGAGAAGCUGGAGCAUUGCACCAAAGCCAGGCCCCGGCCCAACCGCCGGCACAAGCAGCCGCCCAGCAAGCCGAAUGUGCAGCCCGUGGCCUGUGAGAACAGCGAGGACAGGAGCAUCACCCGCGUGGACGAGGGGCUGGAGGACUUCUUUGCCAAGAGGCUCAUCACAGAAACACUGCCCCCCACGUCUCCGGAGACCUGCCUGGGAUCAGCCCCUCUGGCUCCCUCUGGUUCCCGCACCCUCAAGAAGAAAAUUGGGAAUUUUUUUGCCUUCAAGAAACCCAAAUCCAGCCGGGGCUCGAGGUGUGAGAAGGAGCCCGAGGGUGGUCCCACUGCCCCUAGGAGCAGGCGCUCGAUGCUCAGUGACAUUUUACGAGCCCCCAGCAAGGCAGGCGAGUCAGGGAAGCCCCUGAGUAAAUCGGAGGAGGGGGGGCUCUCUGCCGAGCCCCAAGCAGAGCCUGAGCACUGCCAGACUCCUGACUCUGCCCGGAGGAUCCGGCCCAAGUACUCUCGGGAGGGCAAAUCCCAGUCACUCAUCUUGCUGUCCGGGGAGGACGAGGAUGCGCUGGGGGUCAGGCAUGACAAGAAGAGGCACCUGGAGAAGAGCGAGGGGGAGUUGUCCAGCUCCUUUGAGCAGCGCGUGCAGGUCAUGCUCCAUCGCAUCGGCGUCACCAAGGGCCCGGCUGCUGAGAGCAAGAAGCAGCAGAGCAAAGACAGCGAGAUCAAGAAAGCCGGCUCAGAUGGGGACAUCGUAGACAGCUCUGCGGACUCGCCCCCAUCCCUGAAGGCCCGCACACACUCUGUGUCCACAGACGCACCCUUCCGCAGCCCAGCCGCCAGGACGGAGCCCAGCGCCGAGCCCCGGCCAGCCUGGAAAGCCCUGGGAAGGCAGCUGCCUGCCGAGCCACCGGCCACCAGCUCCGACCAGCCCCGGCGCUCCUUCACCCUAGCAGAGCCCGGCGGGCUGCCGGAGCCCGGGGGCCGGGAGGGCUGGAGCAGCAGCCUGCCACGGCUGGGCAGGAACGUGCCGGUGGCACUGCCACGGAGGGUCAGCCACGGUGGGGAGGUGGGUGCUGGCACCCUGCCCACCCUGCCCACACCUCCCAAUACUGAAGACAACCGGCUGAUGGCACGGCUGGCAGCGCCACGGGGGACCAGCCGCCGAGCACUGUCCGUCCACGAGGAGCAGCUCAGGGAGCCCGAGUGCCCGGCGGAGCUGGGAAUGGGCACCGUUCCCCUGCGCCUGCGGCGUUCGCCUGUGCUCAGGCACAGGACCAAGCACGAGUCCCUCUCAGAGAUGGAGGGUGAGCCUGGACCAACCUCGGAUGCUGAAGGUGCCACACUGCAGGACUGGCCCCGUGCCGGGCUGGAGGAGCCGCAGGCUGGCGCAGGCACUGAGGGUGAGCAGCCGCAAGCCCUGGCACAAACUGUUGGGAAUGCACAAGACUCAGCUGCCGUAGACCAAAGACGCCCAGUGCCGGGCCGGGAGGAGCCGGCCCUGGGACAGUGAAGCCCCUGCAUGUCACCACGCUGCUCCCAAUAAAACCCUGCAAGCAAGUGCGCCGUGCCGGGGUGCUUGGCAGCUGGGGUGCAGAGAGGACAGACGGGGCACCAGGCUGGCGUGGAUGUGCCAAUGAUGGCAUCGCCCAAUUUUCGCCACGGGGACAGCCGGGCCACCAGCAUUGCCCAGGAUGCCCAGGGACUGUCAGAGCCUGCAGGAUGCAUCCAGGGGUGUUGCAGUCCCCGGUGCCCUCUGUUGCUGUGGGCUGCAGCGGGGGAGCCGGUGAUUUUAGGCAGCCAGCUAUUUUUAGGAAGCGUUCCCAAGGCACUUUCACCACUCCAGCUCCUGACCCCAUGGGGUACUGCUCUCUCCAGCCCCUGCCAGACGCAGGCUUCCAUCAGCGGGACCACAACCCAGCGCCUUCCAGCACGCAGCUCCAUCCCCGCAGCUCCCUGCCGGCACCAGCGUGAUCCUGACACCCCAGUGGCUUUCUCCUGUGUCGCCCUCUGCUCCGGACCAAACGCAUUCCUCACACGGAUGUUUACGACAAAGCAAGAUGCUUGUUUUGGUUUUUUUUUGUUUUUUUUUUUUUUUUUUAAUACAAGAGCUGUGUAUUUAAAAAAUAUACAAUUUUUAAUUUCUACAGCAUAACCCUGCGGGAUAUUUUUUGUAAUAAACAGUGCAGGACCCUACCUAAACUUAUUCAAUAAACCAUCCAAGCUCCUG